Molecule: messenger RNA, 5762 nt
Organism: Portunus trituberculatus (swimming crab)
Lineage: Eukaryota; Metazoa; Arthropoda; Malacostraca; Decapoda; Portunidae
Gene: AIF
Product: apoptosis-inducing factor 1, mitochondrial-like
Exons: 13
Coding region: 76-2403 (775 amino acids)
Biological process (GO): mitochondrial respiratory chain complex assembly; apoptotic process
Cellular component (GO): mitochondrion; cytoplasm
Molecular function (GO): NAD(P)H oxidase H2O2-forming activity; FAD binding; protein dimerization activity
Source: RefSeq, a predicted model, not a curated record
AGUAUUGGAACUUUUUCUGCUGGCGCCGUCUACGUCUAGUUCACCGCAAGGUUAGAGCAGGGCAGCAGCAGCAGCAUGUACCGGUGCCGGGGGCUCGUCAGGCGAGUGCCUAAUUCUUGCAGGACUGCGGACUGUGUCACGAAGCAUGGGAAAAAAACAGUCAACCCAAGCAGAGGAUAUGCUGAUCUACCUUACAAACCUCCUUCUAUGAAUGAACUGCCAAAACCACAAGGAUCCUGGUCUCAGAGGCAUGAACGUAUACAAAGGAAGUACAAUCUGCAAUUGGCAGCUGGCAUUGGAUUCAGUACUUUUACCUUCUUUGUUCUUAAAUCAAGUGGAUUGGUAGAUUUUGGACUGAAUCCAGGGCAGAUACAGCUUCCUAAGUCAGACUCUGCAGCUGCUGCAGGAGGGGAAGAAGAAGAGGAAGAGGAAAGUUCAGUAGCAGAAGCCUCUGCAGAGGUUAUUGAGGAAGAGGCUCCUGCUGCAGUAGAAGAAGCUCCUGCUGCAGUAGAAGAAGCUCCUGCUGCUGUAGAAGAAACUCCAGCUGUUGUAGAGGAAGCUCCUGCUGCUGUAGAGGAAGCUCCUGCUGUUGUAGAAGAGGCUUCUGCUCCAGUGGAGGAAGCUGCUCCUGCUCCAGUGGAGGAAACUGUUCCUGCUCCAGUGGAGGAAGCUCCUGCUGCUCCAGUGGAGGAGCCACCUGCUGCUCCAGUUGAAGAAGCUGCUGCUGCUCCAGUAGAAGCUGCUCCAGUGGAGGAGGCUCCUGCUGCUCCAGCAGAGGAGGCUCCUGCUGCUCCAGCAGAGGAGGCUCCUGCUGCUCCAGUAGAGGAGGCUCCUGCUGCUCCUGUGGAGGAAGCCCCUGCUGCUCCAGUAGAGGAAGCCCCUGCAGCAGUUGAGGAGACUCCUGUUGCGGAGGCAGCACCAGCAGCAUCUACUGAAGGUGCAGCAAAGCUAGUUCCAGAACAUGUGACUUACCUCAUAGUGGGUGCUGGUACUUCUUCAGUGGCAGCCUUCAGAGCCAUCAAAAGCAGAGAUGCUAAAGCAAAGAUCUUGGUGGUGUCUGGUGAAGGUGAGAAACCCUAUAUGAGACCACCUCUUAGUAAAGAGCUGUGGUAUACUGAGGAUCCCGAGACAACCAAGACUUUACGCUUUAAGCAGUGGAAUGGGAAAGAAAGGAGCAUCUACUUUGAACAUGAAGACUACUACACUCCUGCCAGUGAGUUGGCCACAAGAGAGAAUGGUGGCAUAUCUGUGUUGCAAGGACGACAGGUAGUCAAGUUGGAUGCACAUAAGAAACGAGUUUACCUAGAUGAUGGAACUGAAAUAUCUUAUGACAAGUGUCUUCUUGCAACAGGUGGAUCACCAAAGCCAUUGCCAGUGUUUGAUAAAGCAGGAAAUGACAUUCUCAAGAAUGUCACGCUGUUUCGCACCAUUGCUGACUACCAACGCCUGAAUGAAGUGGCUCAGCAGGGAAAGCACAUCACCAUCAUUGGUGGAGGAUUUCUGGGUUCAGAAAUUGCUUGUGCUCUCGGACAUAAAUCCAAAUCCACCAAGGGCUCAGUGACACAGGUGUAUCCUGAGUCUGGCAACAUGGGCAAGGUCUUACCUGAGUACCUUUCCAAAUGGACCACUGAAAAAGUUAAGGCUGAAGGUGUCAAUGUCAUCACAGACUCAUCUGUUAAAGGAGUCAAGAGUACAGAAGAUGGAAAGCUGUCUCUGUCACUCAACACAGGCAGUGAGAUUGUGACUGACCAUGUGGUUGUGGCGGUAGGUUUAGAGCCCAAUGUGGACUUAGCAUAUUCCUCUGGUCUUGAGGUGGAUAAUGAGCACGGAGGAUUCAGAGUGAAUGCAGAAUUAGAGGCUCGAUCCAACUUGUGGGUGGCUGGUGAUGCAGCAUGCUUCUAUGACAUCAAGUUGGGCCGGCGGAGAGUGGAGCACCACGACCAUGCCAUUGUGUCAGGCAGACUAGCAGGAGAAAAUAUGACUGGUGCUGGCAAGCCUUACUGGCAUCAGUCCAUGUUCUGGUCUGAUUUGGGACCUGAUGUUGGUUAUGAGGCUAUUGGCAUCGUUGAUUCUUCUUUGCCCACUGUAGGCGUCUUUGCCAAAGCAACCACAAAGGACACACCCAAGGCUGUGGUUGAGGCAACUGGAGAAAGUUUGAGGUCUGAAACUGAACAGACUGCCGACACUAGUUCCAUGAUGUACUCUAGUGCCCCUCAUGCUCCCCUGAAAGGAGAAGACUAUGGCAAAGGAGUAAUAUUUUACCUCAGAGACAACAUUGUAGUGGGAAUCGUACUCUGGAAUGUCUUCAAUCGUAUGCCCAUUGCUAGAAAGAUUAUAAAGGAUGGCAAAAGCUACGAUGAUCUGAAUGAAGUCGCCAAGCUUUUCAGUCUGCAUUCAGAAUAAGAAAAUAGUAGUAUGACUGCUCAAGCGUUCCAUAGGGUUUGUACUGUACAUGUUUAUAAAAACAUCAUUGUUGAAUUCAAAAAAAUUAAGAAUUACAUGAUGAUUAUAAAUAACUGUGCCAUAACAUUGUGUAAAUUUUGAGAAAAUCAUAUUUCAGUAGAAUUGAAAAUAGUUAUUUUGUAGAGCAAGCUUUGCCAGAGUGCCUUUUUUUUUUCAGCACCACAGGUAAUGGUUAUGUUCUAGUGCAGCCUUUCGGGUUAAUUCUUUAGCAGUACAUGCAGUGCAACAUUGGAUAUGAAACUUCUUGAUAGCUUUAAUAGCAAUUAGACAUGAUGACAUGUAGGACACUUUUUUCCCAAAAUUUUGUCUCAAAAUGUCGCUAUGCGUCUAAUAUGCGAAGUUGACACCUCUCGUAGGCUUAUCUCCCUAAAGCUCACUAACUUAGUAAUCAGUACUUCUCUUUACCCUAACUGCAUGCGUCAUUAUUUUUAUUGCCGGUAUUAUUAUUAUUAUUAUUACCAUUGUUAAUUUAAAAAGAAUUAUUGUAAAAUUGAAAGCAAUCUAACCCGUAAGGCUGUGACUCGUGUUUAUAAAUAUCAGUUGAUCAGAAUCCUGACUCAGUGCCAUCUGGCAGUGAGGAGUAACACCAAGUUCAUGGUCAUUAAGUUGAUAGUGAAAGAAAAGAAAAUAGAAAAAAGUUGAUUGUGAAAAAGAGAGAGACUAGAUAAACCAGCAACAACAAAAGGCAAAGGCUAUCCACCAACUCUAGAUCCGAUCAUAGCAAAACACGUCAACGCCCUCACUGUUAUGGAUGCAGUAGAUAAAAUAUCAAGCUAUACAAUCUCCUACAAACUAACAAGUGGUAUAUUAUGUCAAAGAACAUGGCAAUAGAAAAGUAGCAAGGGCUUUUGAGCCGCCACCUACAGAAAAAAAAUGUCAGGCGACAGCAAGAGGACCAACUGAAGAGCGCAAGGAAAGGUAAACAUAACAUUCAUUGCCUAGCCGCACAUUGGCCUGAACUUGAGGAUGACAUUGCUUUUGCAGCAAUGUUUGCUGUUUAUGUAAUAUGCUGCUCAAUUGCUGUCAGCAGUAUAUGCUUAAAUACAUUAAAAACCUUUUUCCUAAAUUUUACCAGCUGAAAUGGGGGUGUGUCUUAUAUGCCCAUGUGUCUUAUAUGUCAUCAAAUACCAAUUUGUGACUUUUAAGAGGAUCUUGCUUGGAGUCUGGAACAGAAACUUUUUCAUAUACUUACUGUUUUUUAUUGCCUCGUCAUAAAAAAAAAUUUUUGGAAGUAUAUCACAUAAUAUCAAUUUUUUUUCAGCUGCUGGAAGAACAUUAUUGUUACAUAUCUGUUUUCCUCCAGUACUUAUUAACACUUUGGGUGAAAGCUCAGACUUGCAUACAGCAAGCUUUUAGCUCAGAAAAUUAAUUUGAAAUUAAUUUUUGAAAUUAAAUGUCACUAAAUUGUUUAUGUGACAAAAAGGAUUCACUGCCUUCAAAGCCCUUUGUUGCUACUUACUAGCAGAGAUAGAAUAUGAAAAACAUUGUGUUUUUAUUUACUUGAUUAAAUCCAGAAAUUCCCGACUGUAUGGAUUCUUGGCAGGAAUUGAAUGUCAUGAAGUGAAAGUGCUUUAUUUUUCUUGUAAAGUUGUUAACAUUCCAGUCCAUCUAUCUCUUAUAGUUCAUAUGUUUUCCCUAUUCUAUUUGUGAGUUGUCAUUCAUCAGUUGUUCUCGAGAUGUUUUUAAGGUUAUAUAUACUUUUUUCAGUGAUGGUGACACUUUUAUGAUAUUUCUGUAUAACACUGUUUUUUGAUGAUGUGAUAGAUAUGUCAGUAGUGCAGUACUAGUAGGCUGCUGUUACUGAUUGACAGCAGUAAUAAAAUGGGUUAAAGAUAUAUUUAAUAUGAAAAAUUUAUUAAAGUUUAAAGAGGAAAGAGGAUAUUGUCAGUUUUAAGCUCCAUUUUAGUUUAUGAAAGAUGCGCAGGUCACAUAUUAGAACUUGAGUGUGGGCUGGAUGUGGCAUCUUGAUCCCAUGACUUGAUUAAUACUGUGUAACUAAUUUCUUAUCUCAUUUUACCUCAGGUGGUAUGACUGCAAAUAUUUUUUUUGGCUGAAGGCAGUGAGUCUGAAGACAAUUUAUACAUAUAUAAUUAGAUAUAUAUUUUAAACUACAGAAGUAUGUAAUUACAUAACAUGUUUCUGAUACUAAAUAUGUCCAAAUGGUUAAUAAGCUAAAAGUGUUUGUUAAUAUAUCACCUAUAUUGUGUACUCUUGCAUGUGCAAGUUGAGCAACUAUUUGACUUAAACAAUUAAAUGUCACAUGAUAUAUUGCAUAACAUAUGAAUUUUUUUUUUUUAUAUAUAUAUAUGUAUAAAGUGAUAAAGUAAAUAAGUGAAGUGUGUUUGGUUUAAAUUCAGAUAUAUCAAAUUGUUUUAUUAAAAGUUAAAUAUAUUCAAUUUUAAAUUCUAUUUUCGUGGUGAUGGGCAUAAUUUCUGAUUAGAUUUAGAGGCAUUUUUCAUUCCAGUUCCAACAUGGUCAGAUUUAUUUUUGAAUAAUGAAAAUUAGCAUCCCAGAUGACAACUAAAAACCAUUCCUUUUAAUUACCAUAUUGUGUUCAAAGAAGAAAAGGUCUUUUGCAUUUCUAGUGUGAUGAUGAGUUAGUUGUGUGGGCACCAGACUAAUGGCCCGGAAAUCUAAAAUAAGGCUCUAUAUGUUUUAGGAAAUAUUUUAAAUGAAAGGGAAUUAGUCAUCACUUCCAUGUUCUUGAAAAAUAAAUACAAUUUUCUUGCUGGACCAUUGCACACCUUCUGUACGUAUAUAUCUAAAGAUUCUCUCAACAGUAGAUAAAAUAUUCUUUCCAACCACUGUAGCUGUGAGAGACUUUUUCAGUAAAAAUAAGAACUGAAGAAUAUUUGAUAGGUUGAAUAUUUGUGGAGACAGUAAAGUGAAAUUAACAAUUUACUUUGAAAUACCAACAAAGGAAGUUUGGGUUUGGUGUUGUAUGUCUGGAGGCAAGUUUUGUUUUGUUAGCUGAGUUAUUGUAGAAAAUCAAACUGCACAAUUCAUGAUUAUUAUAUGAGUUCAGUGGUAGGGAUAGAUUAGUACUUAUUUUUAUAUUUAUUGAUUUUUUUUUUACAAAGUAUAACAUUUUCUUAUUAUUGUUUAUUAUUCCAUUUUUUAAAGUACUUCUAAAAAGAGUUGAAGCUUGCUAGAAUAAUUUAUUCUUAAGGUAGAAGGGUUGUAUUGUGAUGUAUGAUAGAAAAUGUGGCAUGUGUAAAUAUACACUGUAAACUGUGUACAAUUUUGUAUAUAAUGUAAGUGAUAGAGUUCAUGAAACUGAGUAUAAAAUAUUUUAGUAA